CAAAGAUGGCGUCUGUGUUUUCUUUCCCGUCAUAAAUUACUAUACGAUGGUUGUUCUUUAUUUAAAGCCGAAUUGUGAGGUUACUUCUUAUGGAAAUCUGAAUUGGUAGUUGUAAACUACAGAAGGGUGAUUUUUUGUUUAAUGUGAAAGUGUGAGAUGGAGGAAUCAAAGACGGACUCGAGGUAUUCAGUAGGCCAUGUCAUAUCUAUCAGUAAGAUACAUUGAAAAGAGAUGUCAUUUGGUGGAAAAUCGUUCAAGAGGGAAGAGCUUCGUAUGAAACAAGAGCUUCAAAAGCUAACAAAUCAAUCCAAGAAUGAAUUUGCAGGCUUGAAUCGUAAUGACAAGUCCAAAUUGCUUGAGAGCAGUUCCAAAGCUGUUUUGGCAAAGAAACACCAACCAACGAAACGGGGUCGUCCCACGAAAAGCAAGCGAAAAGCGACAGGUGUAGAAAACAACGAUUCAGAUGGUGAGGUCCCUCCUCCAAGUCCUUCUAUUGACUUAGCUCCGGAGCUGAGAGCAACGCCGGACUCGGAUAUACAUGUAAAGGCUAUCCCUGAAGUGGACUCGUUUGGUGCUGAAUUGAGAAGUUCAGAUUUGAUCUCUCGAUCUACUGGAAUAGUUUCUAUCCGAUCGAAAGUCGACUUGAAUGUUGUAAUGUAUGGAAGGGGACUUCAAGAAGAGACUAAUGCAGGGAUAAAUCCAAGGGAGAAGAAAUCAACAAAACAACCACAAUCAGCUCGAUCCAGAAGUCCCAGAAGUCCCAGAAGUUGCACAAAAUCCCCUCAGGCUCAACCCAUGAACAUUCAAACCAAGAAACCAGCAAUAAUAGGCUCUCAAAGCACUACAGUGGCAGUUCAACUUGCACCUCGCCCACCCCAAAAACAACAGACAAGCUCCAGGGCAUCACACCAGGGAUCAGUGAGAAGUGGUGCUUCCUCUGUCAAGGACAAGGAAAUUUUGAACCCAGGAUCACCCACUGUAGAUAAAGAGGAGGGUGAGGCUGACUCGACAGCUCUUGUGACUGAGGCCAAUUCAGACAAGGAUGACGAGCCAAAGGAGGUGGAGGUCCAUCCAGGGUCAGAAGAUACAUCUGGUGAUACACAUGAUCAAGAUGCUCAUGUAAAAGAUGAUGCUAGAACUGUGCAUGUUGCCUUUGAUUUGGUUGAAAAUAGUGAACCACUUGGAAAAAUCACCAUUGAAAGAAAUAAUGAGCAGGACCCGAAUGGAAAAGCUGAAAAACAUUUUAUCACUUCUGAAGUUUUAAAAACCUCAAUUUCAGCUCCAGCAUUAGCCAGUGGGAGAGUGGCUGUUGACUCUGAGGAAGAUUCAGCAAUUAAUAGGAUCCAUUCAGAGAUUCUUGAGCUGACUAGGAGAAUCAGUCAACCUGAGGUAGGUUUACUGAACUUGAUCAGAGCAACUGAAGAAGCAGAAAAUGAAGCCAAGAGGCUACAGGAGUUGGCUUCUGCAGUUUCUCCAUCCAGAGAAAGCCUGUUACUGCGAGCAUUGGCUGAGCAUGGAGGCGCUGACUUCUCAAUUCAGGGAGCUCUGCGGGGCUUGUCUCCACGUGAUCCAAAGCGGCUGACAUCUACCAAUCCCAUAACACCAAAAAUUCCUAUUCCCACGGCCAAAACUAAGUUGCAGAGUGAUGAAACAGACAAAGCCAGGGGCUCUGCUGCACAGAAAGAAAGCUCAAGCCCAAAGAAGGACAGAGCUGUGACAUUGAACAGUGAGAUGAGUGCUCUUGCUGAGACCAAAGGUCAACCGCUAGAGGCCGAGCUGCUGCAGACUGCUGGUAAAGAAACAGAAACAAGGAGGAGUGAAGUGACUGAGACAGACGUGUUAGGCUCUCCAUCUCUCACACUUUUGAGGCGACAAGGACUUGCCAGUCAGAAAUCUAUGACAUCAGAACAGGCCAUGGAGUGCCUAUCACUCCCAUCUGAAGUGGUUCCAGAAGACAUUGUUAGUAUUAAAGGCCAACAGGUUGAAAUGGUAUCCAAACAGUCUUCUGCACUGGCAACUGUUCCAGAUUCAGAGAAACAGUGGAUUGAUCUCAAACAAGACAAGACUGUGGUGUUUUUGGAAUCGUGGGAAGUGAGGGAAAAGGAGAAUGACCUCAAGCCUGUCAAGACCCACAAUAUCCAUCAUUUCUGUACCAUGCCAUCCAGAGUGGAGCUUCCUCCUCAUAUAUGUAAAUUGACAAGAGAUGAACACACUCGCAGUAAAUAUCGUAAACUGACAGAGAAGACGGUAGAGGUUUUACAGGAAGAAACUGGGUUAGAUGAAACUGUGGAAGAGGAAACUGGAGAUGACAAAGAGCCAGUUGAGCCAGAGAGACCAAGAAAAGCUGGGCAGCAGCGACGGUGGUCAUUGGUGGCCCAAAGGAUUUUGGAUGAAGCUUUGGUGGCUGGGGAUGAUGAAGAGACUUUUAAAAGGUUGAAGAAAGCUUCAGAUAAUUUGUUCUCAGCUGAACAAGAACAAUCACUUGAUGUGGUUGGUGUUAAAAUGGAACUGAAAGAUGAUAGCUCAAGACUCUACUGGACUCCAGCUCCACCCAAAAUGAACCUGGCGCCCGCCACUAUUAAGUCACAGCUCUACCCAGAAUAUCAGGGUGCAUCAUUGUUGCAGGAGAGCCUCGGUGCAGACCUCCGCACUGCCACAGGAAUGGACAGUGAGGACAAUAAUGAAACUGAGGCUGAAAUGGAAGCAGAAGGCAUAAGAGCAAGGUACAGAGUUCUUAGCCGAGCACACGAGUCCAUGACAGAUCUAAGAAAGCUUGUGGCUGAAUCGGUAGAACAUAGACCAAAAACUAAUUUAGGAGGGGAGGGACGUGCUGAUCGCUUCAGUGUGCAGCUUGAAGGAAAGGGCGAGACUGAGAAACAAGGCAGCCCGAGCAGAUUUGUGUCUGUGCUUGACAAGAGAAGGCAUGACAAUAAAGAAGACGACUCAGACGAAAGAGAUGAAGAGGAAACUGUAGCUGAACACGAAGAGGAGAAGGGAUUCGCCAUCUUUAGAUCGGCGUCACAUCCUUUGUUAUCUAUUGGUGACAAGGACCUGAAAGUUCAAGCAGGUUAUGACGUCAGCAUGAAUGAGUUGAAUUACCAGCGUGAACAAGUCGCUACCAUUAAAGACAGACAGCAAGAAAAACAGGAAACUGAAGACAGCAACCCCCCUCAGGAAAAGUCAUCCUCAGCCGCAACGAAAACUACUCACCCCGAGAACAGUACUGUUUUGGACUUGUCUCACGAGUUUGAUACUGAUGAGGGAAGGACCGAGGCAGGUGAUAGCAUGUCGAUACAAACAGGCACAACUGGUCAAACAGGCACAACAAGCCGUAGGAAGUUCAAUCAGCGACGCAGAGUGAAGAAGAAGACAAAGAAAGAGUUGGAAAGAGAACGGGCGAUAAGAGAAUUCUUGAAUCAACCGGCAAGGAGAUUAACCAGACGUAAGUCACUCACUGAUAUGAGAUUUUUAGCCGAAGAAACAACUACAGAGGGAAGGGAAAGCAUUAGUAUAAGGGCUGAACUGAUAAGAGUUAGUAGCGAACCUGCAAUUUUCGACUUCGACAACGUUUUCAAAAACGAGUUCACUGGAUCAGACGAAGAAAACUUUGAUGAAGUACGUGAACGUCUCUGGUAUGUUUGGUUCGACGAAGUUUAUCCCCCUACACCUGCUGUGCCUGAAAUAAAAUUUGAUCUGCAGAGUUUUGCAUCUCCCAGACCACCAACACCAAGCAAGUCCUCAGCGGUUGUUAUUGACAAUAAUAUCUUGGACGAUAUACAAGUUAUUGAGCCGGAGAUUCAAAGCUCAGACCAAGAAUUGUACCAAGCUCUUCAAGAGGAAGUUGACCGACUGACUGUUCUGUUAGACACAAUCCAAGGAAAGGAAUCUUUAGCCAUCCAUUUAUGCCGACGGGGCGCUGUUUACCGAAAGCUUGGACAUAUAAAGAAAGCUUGGGAUGACUUAAACAGAUCUAUUGAACUGGAGCCGAAACUGCUUGACGCGUACUGGCACAGGCAUCUGCUGCAUCUUCUACAAGAUAACAGAAAGUCAGCUCUGGAGGACUUGUCUUUCAUCAUCAAGAACAGCAGCAGUCAAGCCCGUGCGUUUCGAUCCAGGGCAGAAUUAUAUCGGCAAGAAAAUGAUGCAACAAUGGCCAUCGUCAAUUACUCCCAGGCAAUCAAGUUGAAUCCUGAUGAUGCUGAGACGUACUACCAGAGAGCAGCCAUGUUUAAAAUGCGUGGUGAUUUGAUUCUAGCUCUUGAGGAUUAUAAAAUUGCAGCAAAGCUUUUGCCUUCGAAGACGGAUGCCAUGUUCGAGAUAGGCCUCUUUCGUUUUAAAAACGAAAAUUGGACUGCUGCUCUUAGAGAUUUUACAGAGAUUCUCGAGCAGGACCCAAAGGACUCAAAGGCUUAUACUUACAGGGCAAGAGUUCACGCCAAGAUGGAUGACUUUGAGGCUGCAUUGAAAGACCUUGCUGCUGCUGUCCAUUAUGAUCCUAACAAUGCAGUGGCAUUCUACCACAGAGGAUGUUUAUUGAGAAAAGUUCACCCACGGAGAGCUCUACAGGAUCUCAGUGUGUCUCUUCUUCUGGAUAAUUCUGAAGAUAAUGUCAAAGCUUUUCUACAUCGAGGAAUUUUGUACACUGAUUUGAAAAGAUGGGAAGAUGCUGUUCCUGAUUUUGAAGCUGCACUUCAACUGGAUUCCAAUUUAGCCAGUGCGCAUGUCAAUGUCGGUUUGAUCUGCAUAAUCAAAUACAGUAAUUACCAUAAAGCUGUUCGUCGAUACACAGCAGCCAUUCGAGUGGAUCCGACAUACAUCAGAGCUUACAUCUGCCGAGCAGAAGCUUAUCACAAACUCCACAUGACUCAAGAUGCCAUCUUGGAUUACACAAGAGUCAUUCACAUGAGACCGGAUGUGUCAGACUACCACAUGGCGAGGGGAAAGUUGUUAUUGGAGGAAAACAAGUUAGAGCUUGCAAGUUUCCACGUCAGGCAAGCUGCAGACUUGAACCAGGGACUUGGAGCAUCGGCGACUCAACAAGCUGUAGUUCAGAGCUUCUUGAAAAAUUUCGAUCAGGCCAUUGAAGUUCUCGAACGAGCCACCCGCGUGAAACCUAUAGCACCAUUAUUCAUUUUAUUGGGUAAGACCAACAUGAAGGCCAAGAGAUUUGAGAACGCCAUCAGGAGUUUUGAAAGAGCCAUCGCGAUCAUGACUCCGUGGAAUCCUCGAAUGGAAAUGCCAAUAGAAGCUGCAUCUGUUCAUUUCCUGAUUGGCAUGUGUCAUUCAGAGCUUGGAAGGCCACUUGGUGCUCUGGACGCUUUUAAUAAUGCUAUUCGAGUGAACCCCGAUUUUUCCGAGGCUUUCUAUCAGCGCGGACUGACAAAGAUGAAGUUGAAGCACGCAAAAGGAAUCCAUGAUUUUAACCGAGCAUUGGCCAUUAAGCCAACACUUUUCCAGGCAUUUUUGAGUCGAGCAGCUUACUAUGGUAUGAAGGGACGCUACAGUAAAGGAAUCAUGAGCUGUAAUGAGGCCAUUAAGCUCCAACCCCGCAGUGUUAGGGCCUACCUUUACAGGGGAGCGUUGAAGUACAACAUCAAAGCUUUCAGUCUAGCGGUUAAGGAUCUUACCGAAGCUGUGGCAAUCGACUGCAAAUGCUCACUGGCUUUCUUCAACCGUGCUGUGUGCUACCAUGAAAUGAGAUUCUUUCAGAAGGCGCUAAUGGAUUAUGGAACAGUAAUGCUACUUGACGAUUCUCCCAAUAUUAAGGUUCUGCAGAAUCGAGGAUUGCUUUAUUACGAUAUAGAUGACAUGGAAAAUGCUCUACAAGAUUUCCUGGCUGCUGCAAAGGUGUCGCCAAGCAACCCUCAUAUACGUCACACACUGGGUCUUUGUUAUCACAAGUUAAAUCGCUUGGAGGAAGCUGUUUCGUCAUACAACGAUGCUCUUCGUAUUGAUCCGUUCUUCGUUGAAGCGUACAAUGGACGUGGAAAUGCUCUGAUGGAUUUUGGACAUGAAGAUGGAACUAUUCUGGGAAGACAUGAUUAUUUGAAGGCUCUUCACGUGGACCCACUGUGUUUAUCUGCGCGAGUGAACUUGGGCUACAAUUUGCAGGUUGAAGGAAAGUUUCAGGCGGCAUGGAACCAAUUUUCCGCUGCGAUAUCCAUUGAUUCAGCAUGCCAGUCAGCUUUGGAAGGCCGCGCCGUUGUGAACUUACAGAUGGGAAAUACGUUUGGUGCAUUUGUUGAUAUGAAUGACGCUAUAAAGAUUUCUAAGACUGCGGAAUUGUUAACUAAUCGCGGAGUGGUUCAGCAGUUUAUGGGAGACUUCGUGAAUGCCAUCCGUGAUUACCAAGCGGCAGUGAAAACAGAUCCAUCGUAUGCUCUCGCUUAUUAUAAUGCCGCUAAUGUGUACUUCAGACAGAGGCAAUUCAAGCAGGCACUAACCUACUACGACAAGGCUUUGUCUUGGUAUUCUGAAGACGAAUCUGCAGUACUUAACAGAGCUAUCACGAAGGUGAUGAUAAAGGACACCCGAGGAGCAAUACAAGAUUUCAACCGAGCAGGUAAUAUAUGAGGCACGACAAGGUGCACUCUGGAUCAAGUGAUGCAAGCCCUGGUUAAAUCAUCAGUGUCAUAUUCUUGCACAAAACAUUUUACUGUGACUGUGCUUUUCCGACCUAAGGGUAUAGAUGAAGACCGGUUAAAUUUCCAAGAAACUUGAUGCAAUACUUGUGGGUAACCUUG
Molecule: messenger RNA, 6743 nt
Organism: Stylophora pistillata
Lineage: Eukaryota; Metazoa; Cnidaria; Anthozoa; Scleractinia; Pocilloporidae
Molecular function (GO): protein binding
Source: RefSeq, a predicted model, not a curated record